Messenger RNA from Electrophorus electricus (electric eel), 588 nucleotides. It is a transcript of the gene rgcc, whose product is annotated as regulator of cell cycle. Lineage: Eukaryota; Metazoa; Chordata; Actinopteri; Gymnotiformes; Gymnotidae. The record is from RefSeq and is a predicted model, not a curated record. Gene Ontology annotation, biological process: regulation of cell cycle.
AGGCUUGUACGCGAGCGAGGGUUACCGGGAUAAGCGCCGAGCUGCAGCUCACCGUUGGACUCCUACUUUGCAGCGCCUGUCGGGUCAUUUCGACACCAGCGCCACCAUGAAGCCCCUGAGCAAACCGCUUCUAGAGGAUGACGCCGGUCUCGGCGCCGUACUGCGCGAGUUCGCCGCCGUGCUCGAAGACUUCACGUGCCCCGCGGAGAAGAGACAUUUCCGGUACGACGAGCACCUGCGAACGGCGAAGAGGCGCAGCAGCGCGAGCGUCAGCGACAGCGGCAUCAGCGACACGGACAGUGCAGAGUCUCUGAACAGAAACAGCUUCAGUUUCAGUGAUGAGAAACUCAACUCACCCACUGUGUUUUUACCUUCUCCCACCAGUACUUUAGUAGCAUCACCCAAACCUAAACUUGGUGACACAAAAGAAUUAGAAGACUUCAUCGCUGACCUUGAUAAGACAUUAGCAAGCAUGUGAGCUGAAGUGAGAAAGUGGGCAGAUGAGCAACAGACCACAGCACACUGCCAGGACGGGCAUCGGCUAGCAUCUCUCACACACACACACACACACACACACACACAACCACA